UGUGCCUAAGCCAGGAUUGAAGGUGAAUCCAAUUUAGAAAAACACCCCUGAUGAACAAGGCAUGAAGCAAAGAGGAAAAUUUGCGUGGCUGCUUUGAUGCAUGGUGGCACAGCAGUGUGGGGACCAUCUCCAGGUGGCCGCUGACGGGACUUAGGAUCACUCGUUAUAAAAGGGAAGUCUUGACUCCGCCCUGAGCAGUGGAGCUGGCCAUCCUUGAGGAUUGCAGGAGCUGUUUAGACCAGGGAAAAUCUGGUUUUAGCACAGGAGGCAACUGAAGUAGCUUGUGAAUGUAAACACCUUGGGAUCUAUCAUUAAAAAAGGCAAAAAAUCCAUCUUCUGAACUCCGCUGCAGCUAGAGAGGAGCCUGAGGAAAGCAGAGGAGAUAAGAGCUUGACGUUUACAUGGUGAAGGACGGCUUGUGACAUUGAACUAGAAAUUUGACCUCAAGAUGACUGUGGAGGAUCUGCGGGCUUCGGGCACCCCUUUCUCGCUAUCCUUUUCAGGCAGUGGCUUUCUUGCCCUGUACCAGGUUGGGGUGGUGCAGUCCCUCCUGGAGCUGGCUCCCAAGCUGCUCAAAUCCGCCUGCAAGGUCUAUGGCUCAUCCGCCGGCUCACUCAUCGCUGCCGCUGUUGUGUGUGGCAUCAGCCUCGAUGACCUAAAGGAAUUUUUCUUUGCAACUGCCAAGGAAGCCAGGAAAACCAUCCUGGGCCCUCUCUCUCCCAAGUGCAGCUUGCUGGCAAAUAUCAGGGCUGUUUUGCAGCGGAGGCUGCCAGAGGACUCCUACCAGGUGGCUUCGGGGCGGCUGCACAUCUCACUCACGCGGGUAGUGGACGGCCAAAACGUCAUGGUCUCUGAGUUCAGCUCGAAGGAGGAGCUCAUUCAGGCUCUCAUCUGCAGCUGCUUUCUUCCUAUCUACUGUGGGUUCAUCCCUCCAUCCUACCGAGGUGUGCGAUACGUUGAUGGAGGAUUCACAGGUCUGCAGCCUGUCUCCAGCUUGGAGGAAGCCGUGAUCACUGUGUCCCCAUUCACGGGAGAGCUCGAUAUCUGUCCACGGGACUGUCCCGCCAUCUUCUACUGUUUCCAGAUCUUUAAUGGCAGCAUUCAGAUCUCGGUAGAAAACCUGUGCAGGAUCAGCUAUGCCCUCUUUCCGCCUAGCACCAUGAUCUUGAACGACAUUUUUUCCCAAGGGUACCAGGACACUGCCCUUUUCCUGUGCAGGAACAAUGCCUUUGGCUUUAACUACGUUGACGGCAAUUUCCGCUUUGCCAGCAUGUGUGGGAAGAGCGACUUUCCGCAGCCCAACGGGAUGUUGAACAGCCUGGGCAAAUGGGUGCCACAGUACCUGGCGCCACACUUCCUUCCAGGAGCAGGCCUGGCUCGGUGGAAGAAGCAGGAGAUGUUCAGACUGCAGGAUCCACUGUCAAAGGUCCUCUUGCAGCCAUACAAGCUGCCGGCUUUUGUCAAGAAGGGGUUGAAGCAGCUGUGGAAGCUGCUGGAAGACAUCGUCUCCCUGGCAAAACAGUUCCAGAAGCUCCUCCAAACUGUGGUGCCUGGCUUGCCUAAGAGAGCCAUGGCCAGGGGGUAACCAUCCCGGAUGGGCCCUGGGGUUUUCCAACGCCAAGUAGUUUUCCAUCCCAGGAAGCAGUGGGUGACACCAGAGAUCAUUUCACACGGCUGCGUGGCUGCUGUCUGUGGAGUUUUACAGGAAUGGCUUUUUCACUUGGGGAAAUGGGCUGAUUUUGUUUCUAGAGUUAUUGCUGCAGUCUCCCCAUCCAGGCCUGACCAGCUUUAACAUGAUGGCCAAGGAAAAGCACCGCAGUGCUGCAUCUGCAGCCAAACCACAGGCUGCACAGGAGGGAUCCAGCAUCUUUACUUGCAUGCAUGUAUGACCCAGCCACUGUUUUACCUAGCCACUGACCACCAGAAGCAUCCCUCUCCCUUCUUUAAUCCAGAUUGCAGGACAGGCAUUUGCCAGGAAAUGUUACAUUUUAAACGUGUCAAAAACUUUCAAAGUGAAACACAGAUGGGAAGGCAUUAGGGAGCAUAGCACUGGGCAUGAAUUCAUUUUUAUCUCGCUUCCUGAAAUUAUUUUACCAACUACCUACUCUUGAGCUCCAAAUGCACUUGGAGGCCUGCUUUUCCUGCCAGUGGAUGUAGGGGCACCUUUGGACCACACUGAAUUUGCAUCAAUUAAGAAGGAAGGAUGGAGAAGCCUAAAGAUUAACCCUUCUCCUUCUUCAAAGCAUUGCAGUCCUGGAGACUGUAUCUAUUACACAGGGAGAGCUGACAUUUCACAAAUACAUUAGUUCUUUUCAUCAUUCUGUCAUUUGCUGAUACAAGCAGUGUACAAUCUAGGCAAACACACCUCUUGUUGCUCAUCUGUAAGUAGAAAAAAAUGGCAGCACUCUUAUUCCAAACACCUUUUGCUCAUCAGAUGCUGAUGGAUUGGCUGUAUCCCCAACCAAGUCUCCCGCAUUUGUUGGUUCCUGAUGGGCAGUAAACAGCACAACAGCACAAGCUGUUUAUUUGAAUAAACAGCUUGUUUAAUUGCACAAAGGGAAAUAGUAUAGAUGGAAGUUUCAUACAAAUAGCUCUGGGGACUGCAUGCUUGAGAGUGGGAUAGCUGAAAGCUGCACUGAUAUAAACAGAUUCAAAGCUAACUAUGACUGCUCAGUCAAAGAUUAAUAUAAUUACAUUCUGCUAUCUCUGCUUGAAAUCAAUGACCUGGAAAUACUCUCUCUGCAAUGUGCACCUUUGAGCUUGCUAAAAGAAACCUUGGUGCUUGUUUUCGUUGGAUCCAUCAAAACCUGUUCCUAUCUCCCUUCCAUACUGGACAGAUUUAUAUAACUCAAGCCCCUCAGCUAAAGCUGGGAUGCUCAAAACCAGCUCAUGAACUAUGACUAUCUACCCUGCCACAGGUCAAAGUGGAGGUGGGACAGAGACACACACCACUCUCAGGCAGGAGCAGGGCUGGUCAACCUGUCAUCUGCUUUACCUUAUACUGCACUUCUGCCUUCCCUUGCAGGCAGACAGCCCCACUGUGCAACAGCUUUUCUACCAGGCUCCUGGUCUCUCUAGCAAGUACCACCACCCUUUAGCAGGAUAGGGCCAUUUCAGUCAGCCUCAGACAGUUACAGUAUCUCUCAAAUGGGAAUUAAAAUCCCCCAAAGAAAACUGUCAUACAAGAACUGGAUAUCCAAAUCCACUAAGUUUGUCUGCAAAUCUCAGCCACAGAACAGGAGCAUAGCUUGAACUACCAAGUGCAUCUCACCUGCCCCAGUUACGUGGUAUGGUGCUUCAUCAAACAAAGCUAGCAAAACUUCAGGAAUUUUCUUUUAACAAAAAACAGCCUACAGGGAACACCUAAAACAGAACUCCCAUACCACAAGCCUGCAGAGGUGUGUUAGGACCUAAGUAUUUAGUGACUCAUCAUACAUAUCAGCUGCUUUACGCUUUAUUAAGCCUUCAUCUUUUCAAGCAAGCACAUCUGGUGCUGUCUGCUCUGCACAAGCUUGGGGCUAAUGGCACAAAGGAAUCUUUGCAAGGGGCAGAGGCAAAGUUUGACAUUUCUUUGAAUCAUCUCAUGCAGGAGCUUGUUUCGACCCUGGCAAUACAAGCUGGGAAAGCCAGAUGCACCCCCUUCAAACCAUGCAGUAGAUUAUGUAUUUCUCCUCAAACAGCUCUGUUAAGGUAGGGUAAUGAGGCCUGGGGCUAUAGGAAGAGUGCUGUGGCCCAGCCUGUGCUGGUGACAUUGUUGCCAGUGUGCUCUUCAAUGCAUCUGGGUGUGUGUCAGCAGGCUGGGUUGCAAGUUGCACUUUUCUCUUUAAAACAUAAACCGGGGUCAAAGGUAGCAGAUGUAUUAGGAACAAUCUUCUGUAGCUGGCAAAUCCCUAAAGGGAGUAAAACCACAUUGGUCAAUUUGACUGACUCUUCUGACCCUUCUGUGACAAACUGGAUUCAAAUACCUGAUAGGGCUGCUUCCUUCCCUCCUGUUAUCUCCAAUGUAAUAGGAUAAGCAUGUUUUGAAAUCCUUAAAAUAAUGUCCCCAUAUUGCUGUUCUGAUGCUUGGAUUAGUCUACACUGAAUCCCGUAGAGAUAUGAAGCCCAAGGUAGCUGUGAUGAAGGUUUGGACACAAUCCAAGCAGUAGGCACUUUCUCUGAAGCUAGAUCCCACCCUAGAUCCAGUGGGAGGGAAGUCUUGGGGCCUGAUCCAUGCAACUGAGCGAAAACAAAACAAAUGUGUCCUAUCCUGUGUCUCAGGGUUUUUGCUGCAGAUGUUUUAUCUUGGACUGACUCUGUUUCUAUGUUAGAUACUAAGGGCUUGCAAAAUGUCCUGCUGGGCAGAUGGAUAAAGAGGCAAAUGUUUGUGAUUAACUCACUAAUCUAGCCUGAACUUUGCUCCUGUGCAAGCCUUACACAAACAAUAGUCCUUUUGGAGCUAUUCUGGCUUAAUCAGCACAGUUGAGAGUUGUGUGCAGGUUUAUACCCUUACUUAUUUAGUUACACCAAUGACCUUACAGCGUUGUACACGUAGACAAUGAAAUAGCCUUUUUCUGACCUAAAUCAGGGCUUUUCCUUCCCAGCCAUGAAAAAUCUGAGGCACUUCUCCCCAGGAGACUGAGCCCUUACUGAUGUCUUGGUUGUUAUCUGGCCUAACAAAUAAGUCUUGAUUCCUACCACAGGUGAUCUUAGGUUAGUGAAAACUGUUAUAGCCCAGCUGCUGGCUUAGGGAAAGCUCAUUUUAAUUCCUACCCUCAAAACUAGAGACAAAGGAACCCCUGAUUGUCCAGACCCUGUCCAACAUCCAAAUAAACCUGUUUCCUACUCUGCUGCUUUCAAAAGCUACAUGUAGAUCAGGCUGAUUGAGAUAAACAAGCAAGCAUGCAAACUAUUAUGCAUUUUCACAGUAGGUCUCUUUCCACAGGUUGAGUUGUCAGUACUUUACACUGGUUUUCAAAUGAAAUGUCUUUUUUGCUUUCAUUUAAGGUUUUGCAUUCAUUUUCCAAGGUUUUAUUUUUAGAUAUGGAAUGGUGAGGGCCCUGUUUCCCGCCUCUGUAUUUCUCAUCUGGUGUGGUCCUCCUAGGUGUAGAAGCCACUAUAUUUGUAUCUUUUUUCAUUUUUUUCUUCAGUGUAUGUGGUAACAUUUUAAAUCACCACCAUGUUGGAAAAGCUGUGUAAUUUCCCCUAAACUGACAAACUUGGAAAUGCUGGAAGACUCCAAAAAACAAAAGAAAUA
This is a messenger RNA of Cygnus olor (mute swan), 5236 nucleotides long. RefSeq names its product patatin like phospholipase domain containing 1 (gene PNPLA1). Bases 449 to 1585 code for a protein of 378 amino acids. Gene Ontology annotation, cellular component: cytoplasm; membrane; lipid droplet. The transcript is spliced from 9 exons. The record is from RefSeq and is a predicted model, not a curated record. Gene Ontology annotation, biological process: lipid homeostasis; triglyceride catabolic process. NCBI's taxonomy places the organism in Eukaryota, Metazoa, Chordata, Aves, Anseriformes, Anatidae. Gene Ontology annotation, molecular function: triacylglycerol lipase activity.